AUGGCCAUUGUAAACUCGGUGGUUGUGCCCGCCUACCAUGAAAAACUAAACAUCAAACCUUUGACCACAAGACUGUUCGCAGCUCUUGGAAACGAGGGUUCCAAGACGACAGAAUUGAUUUUCGUGGACGACAACUCUAAGGACGGUUCUGUAGAAGAAGUUGAGGCAUUGAAAAAACAGGGCUACAAUGUCAGAAUUAUUGUGAGAACUGACGAAAGAGGGCUUUCGUCUGCUGUUUUGAAGGGAUUCCGUGACGCAGAGGGACAGUACCUUGUCUGUAUGGAUGCAGACCUUCAACACCCUCCAGAGAGCGUGCCUCAAUUAUUCGACGUGUUGAGAAACCACGCUUUCGUUUUGGGCACCAGAUACGCUCCAGGGGUUGGCAUCGACAAGGAUUGGCCUCUGUAUCGCCGUGUGAUUUCCUCUGGCGCGCGUAUGAUGGCCAGACCUUUGACGACGGCUUCGGACCCAAUGAGUGGGUUCUUCGGUCUGCAGAAGAAAUAUCUGCUAGAGACCGAUCCCAAGGAUAUCAACGCUCAGGGCUUCAAGGUCGCUUUGGACUUGCUGGUGAAAUUGCCCUUGCCCCAGACCAAAGCCAUUGGCGAAGUGCCCUUUUCGUUCGGUGUGAGAACCGAGGGUGAAUCCAAACUUUCUGGAAAGGUCAUUGUCCAGUAUCUCCAGCAAUUGCAGGAACUGUACGUGUACAAAUUCGGAGCCAACAACUUGGUUCUAUUCCUGGCUGUAUGGAUUAUCCUUGCGCUGUACGUUUUUUUCAAACUGCUGUCGCUAGUUCGUUAG
Lachancea sp. 'fantastica' is the source of this 798-nucleotide messenger RNA. Lineage: Eukaryota; Fungi; Ascomycota; Saccharomycetes; Saccharomycetales; Saccharomycetaceae. The record is from the annotation of a GenBank genome assembly.